AUGCCUUCACUCGCUUUGUUGCGUCGAUCCGUCGACGAGACUCACUUCGAUGUAGCCCGCGAUGACUCUGACAACGGCUCCGACACGGUCAUCAACGCCUUGCUGAUCGUGCUCGGCAUUGCCUUCUUCAUUCUCAUCCUGGUAUCUAUUCUGCUCGUGCUUCGCCGAGUUCGCCGCAAGCGACAGCAGCAGAACCCGGAGACCCAGGAGCCUAUUCUACCCUCCUACAACGAUGUCAAGAAUGGCCACCCCAAUCACCGUGGCCUCACCAUUGAGACCACCCACAAUGGCCGCCACAGCGUUCUUUUCAUCAGCCGUGAUGGCCAGCCCAUGCUGCGCACCCCCGGCUCACCACCUCACUCUCCCGACAAUGUUCCCGAGAUCCACAUUACUUUCCCUGACGAGCAGGACGAGCAAGGUCGCCGGAAGAGUGGCCGAGUUGUCGUCGUUCGUGUUGGCGAGAAUGCUACAGUCGGCCUUGAGCCCAUGCACGACGAAGAGCUGCCCGCUUACGAAAAGGAGGCCAAGGGCCAGUUCUACUCCGUCGAUAUGGACAAGAUCGGUGGCCUCAAGGAGAAGGACCACUCCUACUUCGACCACUACUGA
Messenger RNA from Trichoderma virens Gv29-8, 606 nucleotides. RefSeq lists its product as uncharacterized. NCBI's taxonomy places the organism in Eukaryota, Fungi, Ascomycota, Sordariomycetes, Hypocreales, Hypocreaceae. The coding region runs from base 1 to 606 and encodes 201 amino acids. The record is from RefSeq and is a predicted model, not a curated record. The transcript is spliced from 2 exons.